Molecule: messenger RNA, 567 nt
Organism: Gongylonema pulchrum
Lineage: Eukaryota; Metazoa; Nematoda; Chromadorea; Rhabditida; Gongylonematidae
Source: the annotation of a GenBank genome assembly
AUGCAACGAAAACAGCUGUUGGACACGAUAAAUGGUUCGGAGUGUCGCUUCGCCACUAAUGCGUCAGCAAGUGCUAUCUUACAGGAUCUGCUCUCACACUUGCUGCCGACACAGUACGGUUUUAUCGUGAUGACUAUAGCAAGUUCGAAUGAGAGCUUCAAAGAGGUGGCACAGAACAAAUAUGGCUGCCGAGUGAUCAAGUGCGCCUUACAGGACCUUGAACGAACAGUGUAUGGAGAAGUGGACCGGAGCGCAGCUGAGAAGCAGUCGGCCAGGGAUUCGCUUACGAGACUGCUGUGUCGAUUGACUGAUAACUGCACUGAGCUGACCAAUCAUCGCUAUGGAAGUCGCGUGAUCAGGUGCGCCAUCAGAUCGAAGAACCUUAGCGCUGUGCGCGACUAUAUCAUCAGAAGAUCAGUUCUGGGUCAUGUGGAGGCGUUAUAUCGAAAUGAUUUUUCGUUGAAAGUCGUUCAGCUGUCGCUGAAGCACGCCUCGCCGGAGUUGAAGGACCAAUUAAUGGCCAAGAUCGACGGCGCUCGUAGCAGCCGCGAACACUCUGCGCAUUGA